AUGGAUGAUAGUAUGGAUGAUGGAAGUGAAUAUGGGGAUGUUCAUCACACAGUUAUUGAUCUUGGCGAUGAUGAUGAUGACGACCAACUUUAUGAUGAAUAUAUGUCUCCCAUCAACACAAACGAGACAUUGGACGAAGGAAGUGAAUAUGAUGAUGAGCAUGACAUUGUUAGUGAAGAUGGGUUCGGGGACCGUGAUGGUGAUCAAUUUAUGUCUCCCAUCAACACAAUCGAGACAUUACAGACAGUUGUUGGUAGUAAUGACGUGAGUGUAGUGAAUUUUGUUGAACCUCCUAGGGUUGGAAUGAUUUUUAGGAGGUGGCAAGAUAUCGAGGAUUAUUAUAAAGAAUAUGCAGAGCAGCAGGGAUUUGGGGUGACUAGGGCACAAGGUGUGUAUUCAAAAGGUGAAGUGAGAGACCGUAUUACAACUACAUGGAGGUGUGAAUGCUGGGGCAGACCAGACAUGAGAGCAAUAAGGGAUGCCAAGAAGAGGGCAAAGGUUAUGGAUGUAUCUGGUUCAGGUGGAGUAGUUGGGGGUGUCGUGUGUGUGGAUGAGUUAAAAAAAUGUAAGCGAAAGUCCAAAAAGUGUGAGUGUCCAGCAAAGGUAUAUGCUGGUCUUAAUCGUGAUGGGGAGUGGGAGAUAAGGAAGGUGCAUUUGGAACACACGCACAACCCUACACCACGUAAGGCAAAGCUUGUUAAGGAGUAUAGAGUAAAGGGCAUAACAUCGAGGGUUAAGAGGAGGUUGAUAGAUUUUUUCGAAGAAGGUGUGCCCAUUUCACAAAUUCAUGGGUGCUUUGCGACUGAAGUGAAAGGGCUAGAUAACCUCCAAUUUACUGUGAAAGACUUGUCGCAUGUGGUAUACAAGGCAAGAAGGUUGAAAAUGGUUGGGGGUGAUGCAUCAACAUUGAUGAGUUACUUUAGAAAAAUGCAAGAAGGCAACAAUAAUUUUUUUCAUUCUGAACGCUUAGACCCAGACGGCCGGUUGAAAGAUGUUAUUUGGGUUGAUGGGCGUAGUCGGGCCGCAUAUGAAGAAUUUGGUGAUGUUGUAUGCUUCGAUGCUACUUAUUUGACAAAUUCGUAUGAGUUACCAUUUGUUAAUUUUGUGGGCGUAAACCACCAUGGACAAACUAUACUGUUGGGAUGUGCAUUAGUUUCCCACGAGGAUUGUGAUACAUUUAGAUGGAUAUUUGAACAGUGGUUGUUAUGUAUGAACAAUUAA
This is a messenger RNA of Chenopodium quinoa (quinoa), 1221 nucleotides long. RefSeq names its product protein FAR1-RELATED SEQUENCE 8-like. Bases 1 to 1221 code for a protein of 406 amino acids. Gene Ontology annotation, biological process: regulation of DNA-templated transcription. The record is from RefSeq and is a predicted model, not a curated record. The transcript has a single exon. Lineage: Eukaryota; Viridiplantae; Streptophyta; Magnoliopsida; Caryophyllales; Amaranthaceae.